AUGGCCGAAGACCGCCGAAAGAGCCGCGGCCGGAAGAGGAAAGCUGGCGCCGUUUCUUCAGUAAGCGGCGGCAGCAACCCCAAAAUCCAGAUCUGGAAUCCGGCCAUCCAUCGAUUUAAAGAGGAAAGUACCGGCGGCUUUCUACCGGACGAUGUCGUGAUCGAGAUCUUAAUGAACCUUCCAUCCGGCUCCUGCAUCGCAAGAUUCCGCUGCGUCUGCAAACUGUGGAACAACCGUCUCUCCUACCCAGGUUCCAUUUACAACGUACUCUUCACCCCCAACAUUAAUCUCACCGGAGACAGCGAAAUUGCCCAGAUCCUAAUAAAGGGCGCCGAAGUCGGCGUCGACUCUUACCGCACCGUCUACUCCCUGCGCUCCUACAAAGUUCUGAAACCCAUCUCCCCGAUUGGCGACGUAAAGUUUUAUGACAAUAAACCUGCCGACAUUUUCCUCUGGAACCCGGCAACUUCCGAGACGAAGAUUCUGCCGCCUUCACCAUUCGGAAAGGCCGGCUGUUCGGAGAGCCGAUUGGGUUCGGGUUUGAUCCUGUUUCCAACGACUAUAAGCCCAGCCGCCGACCCGAGAUUCCUGGAGACUGGAGAGGAGACUUACUCAUCCGCCGCCCCGCGACGCCGCUCCGCCGCCUUCCAUCCUUCCCUCUCCUGUUCUCCUCCCUCUCCGACUCUGCAGACGGCCGACGCUCUGCCCUCCCGCUCUUGCACGACGAGUCGACGACUUCCUCUUCCCCAGUCGCCGCCGCUCUAGGCCAGAGAGGGUAGAGGCAGAGGCGCAGAGGCAGAGCUACCCCUGCUCCUGGAGGCUAAACAGAGGCCAGAGAACAGGACAGCAACAGCAGCAGCCAGCCACAGCAACAGCAGCAGCCAGCCAGCAGAUUGA
Messenger RNA from Linum tenue, 897 nucleotides. Lineage: Eukaryota; Viridiplantae; Streptophyta; Magnoliopsida; Malpighiales; Linaceae. The record is from the annotation of a GenBank genome assembly.